AUGGGUGAUGCAGGACUGUCGCUAGAGCGGGUGCUCAUUGUUUUCUUCCAGAAAUUUCCAGCGUCGCUGGAGGAGCAUGUCCGACGCAAAUUCUCUGAUGCCGAGGUCACUAUUUAUCAAUCUCAAGAUAAUGUCCCUGUGCCAGCUGAAUUAUACCAGAAUGCGACCGUUCUCGUCACUUUCACGGAUCUUCCUGAUCUCAAAGACGCAAAGAACCUCAAAUUGAUCCACACAGUCUCAGCUGGGCUGGAUCACCUGUUGUCCCACCCGGUCCUGCGGGAUAGUGAUAUCCUUAUUACUACAAGCUCGGGUAUUCACGGUCCUCCGAUUGCCGAAUGGACCGUGAUGAACUGGCUGGUUGCGUCCCGUAAAUACGUUCAGACGUACGAGGCACAGAAGGCGCACCGAUGGGACAAUAAGACUGCGUAUAUGCGAGGUAUGCAUGACCAGGUGGGAAAGAAGGUUGGUAUCCUGGGAUACGGAAGUAUCGGGCGGCAAAUCGCCCGCGUCUCGCAGGCAUUGGGUAUGACCGUCCACGCCCACACGGCCUCCCCACGCCCAACGCCCGAAUCCCGCCAUGACACCCGCUAUAUCGUGCCAGGAACUGGCGAUCCAGAUGGCUCGAUCCCAGCUUCUUGGCACCAUGGUACAGAUCGAGAAUCUAUCCAUGCUUUCUUAGCUCUUGGGCUAGACCAUCUAGUAAUCUCACUGCCCUUGACACCGCAAACAACUGGUCUCCUCGCCGCUGAGGAAUUCGCCAUCUUGUCUGAGAACUGCCACCAUCAUGCGAGCAAGCCUUACGUGACCAAUAUUGCGCGUGGAAAGGUCAUCGAUCAGGAGGCGUUGGUCGAUGCCCUCAAGUCUGGACUUUUGGGUGGAGCUGCCCUCGAUGUCGCUGAUCCCGAACCUCUUCCUGCGGAUGAUCCCCUCUGGGAUGCGCCGAAUGUCCAGAUCAGCCCCCAUGUCAGCGCUCUUGGAGUGGAGUAUCUGCCACGGUCUUUUGAUAUCCUUAGGGAAAACCUAGGGCGCCUUGCUAGAGAUGAGCCGUUGAUCAAUGCUUACAGGCGGAGUAAGGGAUACUAA
Messenger RNA from Penicillium paradoxum, 1083 nucleotides. Its product is annotated as D-isomer specific 2-hydroxyacid dehydrogenase family protein. The coding region runs from base 1 to 1083 and encodes 360 amino acids. The record is from RefSeq and is a predicted model, not a curated record. NCBI's taxonomy places the organism in Eukaryota, Fungi, Ascomycota, Eurotiomycetes, Eurotiales, Aspergillaceae. The transcript is spliced from 4 exons. Gene Ontology annotation, molecular function: NAD binding.